Rotaria sp. Silwood2 is the source of this 2560-nucleotide messenger RNA. The record is from the annotation of a GenBank genome assembly. NCBI's taxonomy places the organism in Eukaryota, Metazoa, Rotifera, Eurotatoria, Philodinida, Philodinidae.
CAAAUAUGAGAAAAAAAUGAUUUUUUUUCAAAACACGAAUUUGAUUCCAUAACAUGCUGCUUAGUUAAUUCAAAGAUUUGAGUCCAAUAAACAGUGCUCUCAAUUGCCUACCGAAUCACGAUAUUGUUAUAAAAUAAUUUUCGCAAUAGAGCUCUAUUUCGCAAGUUAUUUUAUAACAACGUCGUGAUUCGGUAGACUAUUGACAGCACUGCUUAUUAGACUCAAAUCUUUGAAUUAACUAAGCAGCAAGUUAUGGAAUCAAAUUCGUGUUUUCAAAAAAAAAUCAUUUUUUUUCUCAUAUUUGAGCUUCAACAUGAAAUUAGUCGGUAUGACUUGUCCAUGUCUUAUCUAGUUCUUGAUUGAUCAUAAAUCAAAUAUUAGAAUUUCAAUGUAUUCGAGAAACCAAUUGGGAUUGAUAAGAAAACGAUAUCUAAGGACAAACAAGUAGAAUACUAUUAAAAUGUUCUUUUCAUGUACAUAUCAGAUUAUGAGAACUUUCAAAAAAAAGAAAAAAAUGAUUAUUUAACCAUAUUAAGAUAGAGCUUUAAGGUGAUGUAGAUUUCCGAAAGUGUGCCAGAACAAUCAGCAGAUACAUUUUUCUGUAGAUUAUUUUUCUAAGCUACGGUGAAUGCCAUUUCACGUUUGCUCUGAUGACACUACCAGAAUGACAUCAGUAAAUUUUAUUUUGUGCUCUUCAGUUAUUAGCAUGCUAAGAAACAUACUGUGAAAGUUUUAGCUUCAAAUAUCAUUUACAAAAAAGCUUAUUCUCUUUCCAGUGACCUACACAUUAGACAUAUCGCAUCGAUCGUAGAAACACAAUACUAGAAUAAAUUCAGAAUUCUUUGAUUUGUAUUACCUGAAUAAUAAUUCAGAAAGAGAUCUACCGUACCAGACUUCAAGUUGAACAAAAAAACAGAAAUUCACUUUCCCGUAAUGUAGAUAAAAACAAUAUAUGUUUCGCUUAUUUUUGAAUUAUAUACGUCUAUACUUAACAAGAGUAUUCAGUUUUGGUCCUAAAGAACUUGUUUUCAUUAUUGUGAAGUACUUUUAGGUAGACCAUAAAUUAGCAAAAUGUUAUCCAGAAACUAUGAUCAACUUAUUUCGUUCAAGAUAUUUGUUCAGCUUCUGAGAGAUUCGCUCACUACUGUAAAACAUAGCAUUACACCAAAUUUCUGAAUUCAUAUUCGAAAAAAGAACAAAGAAAUUCUUGUCCUAAUCCAUACGUUUCAAAACAUGUGCUUAUUCUUCAAGUGUGCUGAAAAUGAAUAAAUAUUUUGUUUAGAAAAUUCCGAUACAUGCAUUAGGAAGGAAUUAAAUGAGCACUUAUUUUUAGCCAUUCAAAAUCUUUCGAAAAUGAUAUGAAAAAGAGUUUUCUCAGAUGUUUUGUAUCAAAAUUCUGCACCAGUCUUCUAAUAACAGCUUAGUAAGAUGAGAAAGAUGUUGUGGAAAGCAUCUAAAAAAAAAUAGUGCAAUGUUUCGAUGUGUCGCUAUAAAACAAAAACUAGAUCACAUUCCCGAGAACAUCGAUAUCUUGUGCUACCGAAAAAUCCAUCAGCUAACAUAUCUAGCAAUGAAUAACAAUAAUAUUGCUUAAUCCAGAAGAGAAGAAAAACGAAACAAAGCAAGUCUUUUCAGAGUGCUUAUUAUUUGAGGGUAAAUUGUCAGAAACAAAAAUACAAUAUUAUUUUGAAAAUUGAGAAGAAAGUAAUACUCAUCAUAUAAUGCCAGAAAAUUCAUUUCGAUAUUUUUCUUCAAUUUCUAGUUGCCUCUUAAAAAAAGAGGACGCAUCAGUUUAUUAGAGACUUUUAUCAUUCCAAGUCGUUCGCUGCUGCUGAAAUAGCUCUGAAUGACUAUGAACUCAUUGUCUCUAUUGGUGUGUUUCUGAGAAGGCAACAUGAUUUUUUGCAAAAAUUACUGUUGAUUUCUUUCUUGACUUCACGGUAGUCCUCUUGAUUGUACAUGUAUAAAUUCAGUUGAAUUUCUUUCGUCUGAUGCUGCAAAUCUCAGACAGCUAGUUUGUUUUUUGUUGGAAACUGAUCCAAAAAAUGCGGUUGUUGCUGAAAAGAAGAAUGAUAUUCAGCAUGAAAACAUACAUUUACUUUCAUUUAUGGAAGCAGGAAACAUUACUAGCCAUUUGGGAUCCGCUUCGUGUUUAUCCAAUAUUUACCAUAAGUAGCUAUGCGUCUUCAAAGUUAAUCUGCGCUAAUGUACUGUAGAAGUACCAAUUUCUGGAAAAAUACAUUUGUCAUUAUUCGAUGUUUUUUUAGUUCCAUCGUUACAAGCAGCAUCGGCAAGAAAAAUAGCACCAAUGGAAACAGCCAAUGACCAAUCAUCGCUAAAACUUUUUCGAAUACGACGAGCCAAAACAACAGCAAAAGCCAUAACAACAACAAAAGCCAUAACAACAACAAAAACCACAACAACAACAAAAACCACAACAACAACAAAAACCACAACAACAACAAAAACCACAACAACAACAACAACAACAACAGCAGCACCAGCAACAACAAAUAAAUGGUUUAUUCAUGUAUCACGAAAUUUGAAAGUAGAAUAUUGA